Acanthoscelides obtectus is the source of this 9505-nucleotide messenger RNA. NCBI's taxonomy places the organism in Eukaryota, Metazoa, Arthropoda, Insecta, Coleoptera, Chrysomelidae. The record is from the annotation of a GenBank genome assembly.
GCCCUCUAUAAAUGCAGAUUGAAAUCCCAGCAACUUGACAACAAAAGACAUUUACCGCAAAAAAGUAGGGUUUUUGUGACGAAAAAUCCAUGAAUCAAACGAGUUUAUUUGAAAAUCCUUGCGCGGAGUGAGAAAAAUAAUCAUUUUAGUGUAUAGGUUUCGUGUGAAAGUAUGAAGAGGCGAAAUGCUGAGAUUGCCAAAAUGAGAAGACCCGUGAAAAAGAACAAAAUCACUGAGGGAUUUUACGGAAGCACUGUAUUAUACUUGAAGUUUGUCAUCCUGUGGGUGUUGGUAAUUUUGGCCGACUUCAUCUUGGAGUUCCGAUUCGAGUUCCUGUGGCCGUUCUACCUGCUGUUACGCUCUGUGUAUGACUCGUUCAAGUACCAGGGACUGGCCUUUUCGGUAUUCUUCGUGUGCAUCGCGCUGACGUCAGACAUGCUGUGCUUCUUCUUCAUCCCAGUGCAUUGGCUGUUCUUUGCCGCCAGCACGUAUGUGUGGGUGCAGUACGUGUGGCACACGGACAAGGGCAUUUGUCUGCCCACCGUCAUAUUAUGGGUACUGUUUGUGUAUCUUGAAGCGGCGGUUCGGUUGAGGGAUAUCAAACAUAUGCCUGGGCAUCUGGAUUUGUGCAGGCCAUUUGCUGCACAUUGCAUAGGUUAUCCAGUGGUGACGUUAGGUUUUGGCUUCAAGUCGUACAUAGGUUACCGGAUACGUCAGCGCAAACAGCAGCACGUCGCGAAAGAGAACCAGUUCUACAUGCAGCUGAUGCAACAAGCAUUGCCGGCGGAGGCGGUCAAACCGCCUCCGCCACCCGCUGCACCCAAUAACCAAGACUCGGGCCAAUCGCAACACGCGGCCAUCGAGUCGCCGCAGGCAGCCACCGUCACCGCACAUUCGACGACUAAUGUACAAAAUAAUCAUAAGUUACAUAAUAGUAGACAAUCUCACGAGAAGAAUGGUCACAUACCAAAUGGUACAAUAGCAAAUGGUGUACACACGUCGUACAGCAGCAAAUCACAUCAUCGCAAAUCGGUCGAAAAAUGCAGAGACCAACACGACCAGCAACACGAUCACAGGCAUACCGACAGACAGCAGCGAUCUUCAUCGCACGCGCAUCAGAACGGUUCAGUACAGUCCGGAAGUAGCGCACACAGUCACAGUGCCAGUGGGGGGCAACAGACCUCCACGGACGGCGACUGCAGUUCGACGGGGAGUUCUCAGCCUAGCUCUCCCGUGUUGGAACAUCCUGAGGGAAUGUUGCUGCGUGGAGGUAGAAGCAAAAAGGAAAAGAGAGAACAGGACAAAGAUCGGGAAGCGAACGAGUACCUGCAGAGGCUGGAGAGCGACGCGAAAAGGCUCAGGUCGGAUUUGCAGAGUAGCAGGGCUAGCGAACAGGAGCUCAGGUUGCAGGUUGCUGCAUUGACGACGGCAGACAAAGUGUCGAAAGGCGAAAUAUCCUCGUUACAGCGGGAGCUCGAAGAUAUUCAGCAGCGAUUACAGAGCGCCUUAAGUACAAAAUCAUCAGAUAAACAGACGAUAAGCAACUUGGAGAGACGGAUAGCCGAUGAGAGGCGACUCAGGUCCAGUUUGGAAUCACAGCUGAACCAAGAGAGGAAAAGUCGGAAACAGGAGGAGGCCAGAGCUGCUCAGGCGGUUGCCGCCCAGCAGCGCGAACAAGCGGCAGCGGCAGCAGCUGUAGCGGCGGCGUCACAGCAGCAACGCGUCAGCGGUGAAUGCGGCAGCGACCAAUGCCGACAGAGGCGGCGCGAGCUGGAAGCCGAAUUGGCUGAGGCGCGCAGGGAGGCGAGAUGGCACGAGGAACGGGCACAGCAGCUCGAAAGGGAUGGUGCGGCGAUGGCAGAACGUGCCAGAGACGCCGAUUUACUGAUGUCGGCGUUAAGCGCGAUGCAGGAGAAAAACGCUCAUCUGGAGAACUCCUUAAGCGCAGAGAACAGAAUCAAAUUGGAUCUGUUCAGCGCGCUAGGAGAAGCGAAACGACAGUUGGAGCUCAGAGAAACCGCGAAUCGUGCCCAAGAAAAGGAGAUCGAAGAGCUGAAAUCGAAGAUCGCCCAAGUGUUGGCGGUAAUGCCGAACGACACUCUGGGGCUGUCAACAGGCUCCGCCUCCAGUACAAUCAGUCGCGUGCGAUUGGCCGAAAGUCCCCCCUCCAAUUUGGACCCCAACGCGACGGCCUACACGCCCAAAGGGUCGCUGGUCGCGUCCACCGAAGCCUAAAACUCUUGUCGAUCCUCCUCGUUCGUUCGUUCCUUCGUUCCUUCGUUCACGUUCGUUUUGUCAUUGCCCAUCUCCAUUUUUUUCUAUCUGUAUAUGUAGGAAGGUUGCGAGUAUUUUGAACUGCCCAUUUUAAAGUUUGUUUGUUAUUUGACGGUUGUGGUGGUAAUAACUAACAUACCAGCAGUUAGCUCACUUUGAUUUGAACAUGCCAAACAGUCGUUUAAAGAGAUAUUUCAAAGAACCUGCUUGCUAGUAGUAAUGUCCGCCCGAAACUUCGCAGUUUGCCUUAUUUUUUGAUUUCGAAAAUAUGCAGACAUUUUAGGUCAGCGAUUUUAGCAACAAUUGAAACACUUAUCAAAAGACACUAGCGAACAUUAACACAUAGGCUCUUGUAUCAAUAUUUUCUGUUGAAAUUGGUUAGAUAAUGAAACAUUUUUUUGAGCUACCGGUUAUUACCAGUGUAUACAAUAUGUCUAAUCACUCAGAAAACAAACGUUCGAAGAUAGAAAAGCCAGUUUUCGUGAACAGAUCAUAAUGGUAGUUGAAUUCGACUUUAUUUAACUUACACCAUGUCAAAAAAUAAUAUGAUUCAAAUUGUCACUUUAUUUUAAAAACUACCUUUAUUGCAAGGUAUAAUUUUGAAAAUGUUCCUGUGUAUCGGGUAUUUAAUCAGUAGCUCUGGGAAUAUGUAGCUGUUAAUUUAACAUUUCAAAUGAAGUUUCUCUUUUUUGUUGUUGUAAAGAUCGUCUUUAACAGAGUCGGUCAACAAUUGAUUUUUCAUUUCUGGAACAGUACGCGUGUCAAAAAAAAUAUUUCCGGAAUUAUCUGUUUAUUUCCGAAAACCCUUUGAAUCCAACAUUUUUGUAGGUGCGGCUUUUUGAUAUAUGUAACUAAAAUGUUGCUCCAAUUUGACUAAUUUUGUAUCUCUUUCUUACAUUAUUUCACUCCAAAUACAAGAGCUUUAUUGAAGUAAGGUAUUUAUAAUCAUGGGAAUAUCAUCACGUUUUAUCUAAUAUCAACAAGUUUCGAUGUAAUACUGCAUUAGAACAUAGACACACAGACAAACGAUCGUUAAUCUACCACUUUAUCCUUAUAACACAACCCUUGUCUAAUUUUUCAAAACGAGGGAAUAGAAUAACUGAUAGAAAGUGGGCAUCACCUUUCGAGAAAUUGUAUUCUUUGACCUUGAUGAGCCAGUUACUUUCCAUGACAUUCCCUUGGAAAAUAUUGUAGGUUAUUGAAAGCGGGAGUCUAGCCGUAUUCUGAUGUCUAACGAAGUUAAUUUUCAUAGGACUCCAUUGUCUGGCCCAAUGAAACUAUUGUACGAAGUUGUUGCCAUGGUGGUCUUUUUCAAGUUCAAUAAUGACAGUACUUGAAAAAGCGCAUCGUGGUGGUCAAAACGUCGUACAAUAAAAAUGAAUUUAAACAUACAUGUGGUUUUCUUGAGCCAUACAAAGGAGUUCUGUGACCAUAAGAAACACAGGAUAUGUUUCAAGAGUUAUGUUGAUGUUAAUUUUGCCACGAAACAUUUAAUGAUAUGAAAAACCUAGGGUCUUAACUAUCUUGCCGAAAAUGGCUGCAAAUAAGUAUUACAUAAAUGUCAAAAGCUAUAAGAAAAGUGCUGGAACAAGGCCCACCCCUCUCGUUUUCAGGAAUUGUAAAGCGCAAACGGUGCUAAACAAAGCUUUAACACUUACACAGGCCCACAACAUAUAGUGGUAUGUGCCUGGGGUCCCACUAUGUUUUCCCCAUGCACUUUUUCUCGCUGAACACAAAUCAAGUCAGAAUUGACGAUCGCAGGACAAAUUUUAGAAAAAUCGUAUGAAAACUAUGAAAACCAUCAGGACCACAAAACUAAAAAGUGGUAUUUUCCUGGUGAACUCGUGUUCGUAUCUGAAGUCAGAAUUGCGGGUUGCUGGACAAAUAAGAAUGUAAUUCAGACAAUAUCCCACAUUUUGGCAUUUUUGGUGGAUGUGCAUCUCUUUAGAUCCCUUAAAGAUGAAUAUCCAUCAGCAAUGACAAUCUCAGUUACUUUCUUAUUUGUCCAGCGACCCCCAAUUUUGACUUCAGAUUCGUGUUCAGCGUGAACAAGUACAUGGGGAAGACAUAGUGGCACCCCACGCACAUACCAUUUUUUAUUUUACGGAGCUGGGUUAUUCGAUAUGAUAUAGGAUACCAUAGCAUCAUCUAUGAGAAUUUAUCACAGCCAUUGUUCUCCUCCCCACACUAAUUAGAAAUCUACUUUGAAAUUAGGUUGGCUUUCUUCAGGUUACGUUAAUCAAUGCUUUCUCACAUCUGUGGCAAUUCUAGACGCACUGACUGGUGAUAUGUUACCACCAAGUACUAUUAACAUCAAAAAGUUAACAUCAUUAAAAUGGUUUGUUCAAAAUGGUCGCAUCCUGUCUAUCAGUCUCUUCUUCCGAUCGUAUCGACAAAUCGAACGCGCAAAUUGGGAAGGUGACAGUUUGAGCAAGAAAGUUUACAUAUUUUAUAGUAUUUAUGCCAAAACCACAAAACACCUUCGAUUCGAUUGGUACAUUUUCGGUUCAAACACAUAUAAUCUGUGGAUUUUCUUGCCAAACUUCACAUAUGAAAACUAAUUGAAAAAAUGUGGAUAUAGUGGUGUAAAAUCGUUUGUAAUGUCCCUUCUUAGGAGUUCAAUAUUUUGUAGAAUGGAGUGACUUGCAGCACAUUUAUUUGUAUAUACUGUGAAAUCGAAGAUUUAUUUGAAAAACAGGUAAUACAGGUUUCGCCUCAAGGAUAAGUUACACUGUUUAUUUUACCCAGGUAAUUGGCGCCAAAUUUUGAAGACUUUUUAUCUGUAAAAUUACGCAUAUAUCCUGAGUAGUCCAGACUGUUCCUGCUAGAUACACAGAAUAGAAAAAUGUCAUUACAUUAAAUCACAGGUUACAAAUCUGUGAGUUCUUUCGCGACAGUCUACUCACGGCCGUUUAAUUGAACCGAUAUUUUGUCAAAAUAUCCACAUUUUUUUUUAGUCGUAUCCCGAUUUUUGAACCCCCUUAUCAUUUUUUUCUUCCCUAUCUCGACUUCUCGACCCAUCAUAUUGAGUAACGGUAUCAUGUGCUGAUGCUAUAUUCUUUUUUGUUAAGUUUAUGCCUAUGUCGUUCUCUUUACCGAUUUUCCAAUUUCAAAAUUUCAAAUCCUCCGAACUACAAUAUUUAGAUGUGGUUUUUACUAGACUGAGAAUUCUUGCCAAUGCUUCAGCCUCGCAUAUAGUUUCAUCAGGACAUCACAUAAUGAAUUGGUGUAAGAAAUUUUCAUUGUUGGAUGACGUUUUUAGUGUUUUUGUUUAGUUUUAUAUAAUCAGAGAUUUUGGAGAUUUCAAAAAGAUGGCUUUUGAAGGAGGUACCCACUUUUUAGCAUGCAUGGGCCAUUUUUUCGUUAAUGCGAUCAAGAUAUACACAUUUUUGAAGCUAAACUUGUAGUGUUUCGUCCAUUUAUUUUAAUUACAUACGUAAUUAGUUGUGAUAUUUUUCCGUUGAAAAUUGUGAUUUGAUAUAUACCUCCAGCUCUGUUUUGAAAUCUUCAGGUGCAAACAUAGAUUGACAGCUGACAUUUUGAGUGCCUACUUUAAUGAUGAAUUAAUGCAACUUUUUUUGUAAAUAUUUUGAUAUUUGUGAAAAUAUUUUUAUUGUUAGGAUCUGACACUCAUUUGGAUAAAUCGUUUGAAACCGCAAUUUUUCGUAACUAUUUUCAACCAUUGUUCCUGGAUUACGUUUUCCGAGUAUGGAACAUAAAAGUGCAGUGAAUUUUACAAAAAAUGGAAAAUUUGUGCGACGGAGAACGACAGAGGUUGAUCGUUAUUUGCGUAAUACUUUUCGUAAUCUCGUUUAUUAGCUUAAACUGAUGUGAUAUGAUUAUUUAUAAUUGUGGUACCGAAACUUGGAGGUAUAUCAGCCCCUUCCUAUACCUAUUUAUACAGGAUAGUCUGAAGUUCAAUGAAAACUGUCCCGUUUCAUCUAUUGCUGUUUCGCUACACAUUGGUUUUCAUCACACAGGUUUUACAAAGCGAAAAUUCAAAUUAUUUAUUCUUGGUAGCCAAUGUGUACAAUAAAUCUUGCAACCUUUGAUCAACAUAUUCCACAUGAAGAAUUUGGGACAGAUAUGAGACAGUAGCAGGACAUAACAAUCAAUUGAAACGUUGAAAAGCGUGUUUAGUAGAGAUGCAGUUUGGAAAGUAAAACAAUUACAGAUGCGUUAUUUUUGAGCUAUAGGUACAGUCGGGUAAUAUGGCCCAGUUUCAGUCCGAGAGCAAUACAAAAAUAAAUGCCAACAAAUAAAAAAAAUAUUUUUAUUCGCAACGUGUAGAAGAACUGUAAAGGAAAUAAAAUUUUGGGCCAUAUUUCUGACUUUCGCUGAAAUAUGGCCCAAGUUCCGAAGCGUGGUUAGAAAUAUGGGUCUCAAUUAACUUAAUUAUUCAGACGAACAAUUAGAGCAAUAAAACAUUCUGUGUCCUCGGCAGUCAAUCCAACGCAUAUUUCGUGGAUCCACAAUAGGCAACUGGCGCACUGUCGCAUAUCACUUACAGAAUCCUCAUUGCACCCGCCACAUAGCCAAUUUUCUUUCGGCUUUGAUUGGCUUGUUGACGACUUCGUUGAGUUUGCUUGAUAUGAGUGUUCGGUAAAUAUCUCUUUUUAACAGCUGCGGUUUAUAAUUUAAUGCCUUCCUGUUUGGUCUUGAUUCUCGUGUUCAGGAUUUCUGAGAAAUUCAAAUUUUUCUCAGGUGCUGAACAUUUUGCUCCUUUAUUUACGGAGUCCUGCAUUUUAGUCUUGAUAAUAGUUACAUUUAAAAUAUUAAUUUUUUUAUUCGUAUCAGAUGUAAUAGCAGACGCUUGUUGAUCAGUCCAGUGAGAAGAACCAGCACUCGAUUUUUCAUCUAUUUUCAUUCUUGUUGAUGGAUUAUUAUUCUUAAGGAAAUAUGCAAGUGGCAGAUCAUCAUCUGAGCUAUUAUAACUUUCCGCUUCAGCAUCCAUCACUUCAGGAAUGUCUUUAUGUGUCAAGGUAGAUGGAGCAAAAGCAGUCUCUGGAAUAACAUCCGGGUCGAAGGGAAACAUUCCUGUUGACCUGAAACCACUUUGAAUGUUGCGUAUCGUCAUUGCUUGUUGCCAAACUUUGGUAAAAACAAGUCCAAAUCUCUCCUUUUUUAAUACUCUCAUUGCAGCAGGAUUACUCUCCCAGUACUUCAUCAACUCAAUAUCCCAAUAAUGCUCGAAACUACGAAAAACUGCCUUAUCCAGCGGUUGUAGUUCAUGCGUCGUAUUUGACGGUAAACAGUAAAGUGAAAUGUCAUGUUGUUCAGCCGCUUCCACGAUUAAGAUAUCUAAAUGGCAGGAGGCACCAUCCAAAAUCAGAAGAACCUUACUAGCAGGUUUAUACUUUGACAAAUGCUGCAACCAUUUAAGAAAUAUUUCUCGUGUCAUGCUGCCUUUAGGAGACAUUUCAAGUAUCUACCCAGGAGGCAAAUUGUCGCUGUAAGAGUCCUUUUCCGCAAGCCUUUGAAUAUUAACAUAGGCGGCACAGCCUGCCCAAGAGCGUUAACACAAGCAACAAUUGUUGCAUUCUCUGCAUGUUCAUUGCAGAUAUUGUGGACCCUGCGUUCCCCUUUGGAUGCCAAGACUAACUGAGAAUAAUGUAAAGUUAGGCGGCACCCUUUUUCAUCAAGAUUAUAUAUCCGCUGUGGUGAGUUUCGAAUGCUUAAUUCGUUAAGGACUUUCAACAAUUUAUCAAAGUGGUCUCUCACAAUAACGUGAUUUAAUUUUUGAGCCCUCGCAGCAUUCAUGGAUUGAGCUUAACUCUUCGAUAUUUUUGGAUGCCGCCCCAAAAAAAUUUUAUACCACGUGAACCCAGCCAUCUCUUUUGAGCUAUUGAAUUUAUGUGAAAUAUUGUUGGUUAUACAAAACUGGUAGACACUUCUUCGCACGGAUUUUGGAGUGAGUGGUAGUCCUAAACGAGAGAGCUUUAAAAUGCGAGCUUCCAACUCUCCCUCUUGUUCGAAAGUAAGUAAAGGUUUACGACCUAAUAUUCUAUCGCUAAGACCAGAUUUUAUAUGAUUCCGUAACGUGGUUCUAGGAAUUCCGCAUUUUUGCUACACGUAUCGUUGGCUUUUACCGCUCCUAAGAAGUUGUAAAGCCUCCGACAUCAUAUCUUGAGUCCAAUUUCCUCGAACUCCCCUACAUAAUUUCCCUAUUUUCGACCUGAAAAACAAAAAACUGAAUUAGGAUAGACGGAUGAAAUGGUCAAAAAUAUGGCCUACCGCCGUGCAGAAAUUUGGCCCGUAUUUCUGCCUAUGUACAAGAUUCAUAUUUUAGGUUAGAUUUUUGUAACCUAUAAAGAUACUUUCUCAAACUCACAAGUUUUGCGAAGGUUAAGGACUACUGUUUCUGUUGAAGCACUUACCUUUAACUGCAAUAUUUCACUUUCAACUUUCACCAAAAUAAUAAUGUAUCAAGUCCUAAGGGACAUAAGCGGCUUACGUGCAGAAAGAGCGCGGAAUUCUGAACUAUAAAUUAAACCUCAUUUACCGACAUGAGUGAACCUUAAAAUAAUGAAUCUAUGCAUAAUAACAAAAAAGUCAAGCUUGCAGCGUAUUCUUGUCAGUAUCAAAUAUCUGAUUUGGAUGAUUUGUCUGCAGUAUGUUUACUGUAUUCGUGUCGCUUAUUUUUCAUAUACAAGGCGUAACUGCUAAAUGUUUUACAACAAAAAAAAAAUGGCAAGUCCAUACAGCAGCUAGUUAAACUGAAACACCAUUGUAGUAGCACUGUUUAUUUGCUCUUUUAUCUUUCAUAUGAAAUCUCAAAGAACAACUAAGAUCACAAAAAUGAAAUAAAAUAAUGCUGCGGAAGUAAAAAAGUAAUAGGGAUAACUUUGAUUUUGUCCUUUACAAAUCUGAGUUUGUCCAACUCAUAAUUCAGCAGUUUUGAUUUGUGUUUCUUUUGCACUUUUUAUUUGCUCUUUUAUCCUUCAUAGGAACUCUCAAAUAACACCACAACCCACAAGACGAAAUAAAAUAAUGCAGCAAAAAGUGAAAAAGUAACGCGAAUAACUAGUACCUAUCUUGCAUUUCGGUGAAGAAAAUCUGUAUUCAUAUAUAAGUAACUUUAAUUCAGUCCUUUCAAAAUUUGAGUGGGUCCAAAAUAAAAUCCAGCCGUUUUGACUUGUGCUUCUUUUCUAACUUUCUGCCAAACGCAGCUCAAAAACCGAUAACGGUUUAAUUUCAAAAAUGUAAGUUUAAAGCAUCUUACAAAUCUCAC